Juglans regia (Persian walnut) is the source of this 1143-nucleotide messenger RNA. RefSeq lists its product as uncharacterized. The transcript is spliced from 3 exons. Bases 421 to 1053 code for a protein of 210 amino acids. The record is from RefSeq and is a predicted model, not a curated record. Lineage: Eukaryota; Viridiplantae; Streptophyta; Magnoliopsida; Fagales; Juglandaceae.
ACAAAAGUUAAAUGGCCAUGCAAAUUGCGCGCCAUGAUCUUCUCCCGCUGUGCAUGCAUCUUUCUAUUACUCUUAUACGCGGCAUAGCUAUUGCUGUGAUCACUGCAUGUGGGGACGAAAAUACUGCUAGCAUUUAUGGUGCCUUUGCUUGUUGGUUGUUAUCUGUUGUAAUAAAGUUCAUAGCCGCACUGUUUAUGAAAUUGUUCCCAUCUCGGCUUCUUCAUCGGAAAGGACUGGUGCUCUCUAUUGUUUAUUAAUUUCCUGGAAUCGGAUCGAUUCCCUUUGAGCUUCAAUUUUCCUGGAAAUAAUUUCUAAGCGGAUCUGAUCAUAAGGCGUUCGUGGAUCUUUCUGGGAUUACAUGACAUGGGGCAGGCUCAGGCUUUAAGUUUUCGUGAAGAACAUUAGUAGCAAAGCACAGUGAUGGAUGUUGAAGGAAAAGCUUUGAAAGCAGGUGGAUCGAGUUCGAGUCCAAAUCCGGCUUCAUCUAGGAAGCGCAGAAAGACUUGUUGUUUAGCGGUGAUCGGCACUGUAAUCGGCAUCGUGUUAUUGAUUGUCAUAUUAGCUUUCACGGUGUUCAAAGCCAAGCGUCCGGUGACCACUUUUGAAGACUUGAGCAUCAAAGACCUCGACUUUUCCAUCGACAUUACCAGGUUAGCCGUGCGCUUGAACAUCACUCUGGAUGUCGAUGUCUCCGUCAAGAAUCCCAACAAGGUCGGCUUCAAGUACUCCAACUCCACCGCCCUCCUCAACUAUAGAGGCAAGCUUGUCGGUGAAGCCCCACUGCUCGCCGACAAGAUAUCUGCUGGCGAAACCAAGCACAUGAACCUGUCGGUCACCAUCCUUGCCGACCGCUUGCUCUCCAACAUGACUGAGAUUUUCUCCGAUGUCAACUCCGAUGUCCUACCCCUCAACACCUACAUCAAACUUUCUGGGAAAGUCAAAAUCCUUUUCUUUAAAAUCCACGCCACUACGUCCACAACUUGUGAUUUCAAUAUCUACAUCUCCAACCGAACUAUCAACGAGCAACGCUGCGAGUAUAAGACAAAAUUUUAAGUAUUAAUAGUUACUACUCUUUUUUUUCCUUCGUCCUCAUACAGUAAUUUCUUUCAAGAUCUUCUUAUUUUACUCUAUAUUUUCAUUCCA